AUGGCGUUGUGCUGGGCCCUAGCGCUGCCCACGUCUCCCGUGUCCUCUGCCGGCAAAUACGGAGACCGCUACAUUCCAGCGCGGGCCGGGGCCCAGUGGGGCCUGCACUUCCACGGCCCGGAGGACGCGACCAGGCAGAAGCCGAGAUCCAAAGGCUCGGGCGCGGCCAACGGCAAGAGCGGCCUCGUCUACUCCGCCCUGUUGAAGAACGAGCUGCUGGGAGCGGGCGUCCAGAAAGUCCGGGACGUGAAGGCCGGCGACCUAAGCCUGCAGCCCUCGGCACCACCCAGCAGGAAGCUUUUCACCUACGCCCCCAGCACGGCCCACUGGAGCCCCGACGCCGGCGGCGACGUCUCCCCCUACCCUCUGUCCCCGGUCAGCACCAGAAGUCAGAGCCUGCUCACCUCGGCGCAGCGGCUGACCCGGAACGUCGCCAAGAGCCCCUUCAAGAUCCUCGAGGCCCCCGGACUCCGCGAUGACUUCUACCUGAACCUGUUGGACUGGUCGUGUCUCAACGUCAUCGCCGUGGGCCUGGGCACCCGCGUCUACCUGUGGAGCGCUGCCACGUGCCAGGUGACCAGGCUGUGUGAACUGUCCGGGGACGGCGACUCGUUGACCUCCGUGGGCUGGUCGGAGCGGGGGAAGCUCGUAGCCGUGGGCACGCAGAAAGGCUCGGUGCAGAUCUGGGACGCGGCGGCCGAGAAGAAAGUGUCCACGCUGGAGGGGCACACGGGCAGGGUCGGGGUGCUAGCCUGGAACGCCGACCAGCUUUCCUCGGGGAGCCGGGACACGCGGGUCCUGCAGAGAGACGUCCGGGCGUCGCCCCUGCAGUCUCAGCGCUGGCUGCGAGGGCACGAGCAGGAGGUGUGCGGGCUGCGCUGGGCCCCGGAUCACCAGCUGCUGGCGUCGGGCGGAAACGACAACAAGCUUCUGCUCUGGAACCCGGCCAGUCCGAAGCCCGUGCAGCAGUACGCCAAGCACGGGGCCGCCGUGAAGGCCAUCGCGUGGUCUCCCCACCAGCACGGCCUCUUGGCGUCGGGAGGCGGCUCCGCCGACUGCUGCGUCCGCUUCUGGGACAAGCUGACUGGGCAGCCCCUGCAGCGCAUCAAGACGGGCUCUCAGGUGUGCAACCUGGCCUGGUCCAGACACAGCAACGAGCUGGUGAGCACCCACGGCUACUCGGAGAACCAGAUCGUCGUCUGGAGGUACCCCUCCCUGGCCCAGGUAGCCAGGCUCACGGGGCACACCUACCUGGUUCUCUUCCUUGCCAUGUCACCCGACGGACAGGCCAUCGUGACGGGUGCGGGAGACGAGACCCUGAGGUUCUGGAAUGUGUUCCCCAAAUCUUACUCCUCCUGGGGACCUGGCUCCGCGCUCAAUCUCUUCUCCAGAAUCCGCUAG
Messenger RNA from Dromiciops gliroides (monito del monte), 1401 nucleotides. RefSeq names its product fizzy-related protein homolog. The record is from RefSeq and is a predicted model, not a curated record. The transcript has a single exon. Bases 1 to 1401 code for a protein of 466 amino acids. Lineage: Eukaryota; Metazoa; Chordata; Mammalia; Microbiotheria; Microbiotheriidae. Gene Ontology annotation, biological process: positive regulation of ubiquitin protein ligase activity; anaphase-promoting complex-dependent catabolic process; positive regulation of anaphase-promoting complex-dependent catabolic process. Gene Ontology annotation, cellular component: anaphase-promoting complex. Gene Ontology annotation, molecular function: anaphase-promoting complex binding; ubiquitin ligase activator activity; protein binding.